GACUAAACACAUUUUGUUGGGCUGAGCCUCUCAACCACCACCUGCCCACUCCCGCGCGCGAGCAAGUCGUCCAUCCCGCCGCCCGUCGCUGCUGAUUCCUGCGGCCUCGCUCCCUCGCCCACCACCGCCCACCGCCCACCGCGCCCUCGCCGCCGCAUCCCGACACAAUGCCUGCCACCGCCAUCCUGUCCCGCACCGGCGCUCAAUUGAGCUCGCGGGGGUCAAUUGCCCUGCGCGGCGCCUUCCAGAGACGCACGCCCGCGCUCGCCGCCCUGGCCCGCUUCUAUGCCUCCUACCCCCCGCACACCGUCGUCAGCAUGCCCGCGCUGUCGCCGACCAUGACCGCCGGCAACAUUGGCACCUGGCAAAAGGCUGUCGGCGACUCGAUAGCCCCCGGCGACGUGCUCGUCGAGAUCGAGACAGACAAGGCACAGAUGGACUUUGAGUUCCAGGAGGAGGGCACCAUUGCCCGCAUCCUGCGCGACGCCGGCGAGAAGGACGUCGCCGUUGGCAGCCCCAUCGCCGUCAUGGUCGAGGAGGGCGCCGACGUGUCCGCCUUCGCCAACUUCUCCAUCGAGGACGCCGGCGGCGACAAGAAGGCCGACACCCCCUCCAAGCAGGGCAACGCCGCCGAGGCCAGCGAGCCCGCCGACUCGGGCUCCAAGACCGCGCCCCCCAAGCAGGAGGCCCCCGUCUCGCAGGAGUCCGACUCGACCGGCAACCGCCUCGAGACGUCGCUGCAGCGCCAGCCCGGCUUCUCGCCCGCCGUCAAGGCGCUUGCGCUUGAGAAGGGCAUCGCCCUCAAGGACAUCAAGGGCACCGGCCGCGGCGGCGCCGUCACCAAGGCCGACGUCGAGAAGGCCCAGCCCGCCGGCCCCGCUGCCGCCGCCGGCCCCGCCGCCUACGAGGACACCGAGGCCUCGAGCAUGCGCAAGGUCAUCGCCACGCGCCUGACCGAGUCGAUGCAGCAGAACCCCCACUACUUUGUCGCCUCGUCCAUCUCCGUGUCCAAGCUGCUCGCCCUGCGCACCGCCCUCAACGCCUCCGCCGACGGCGCCUACAAGCUGUCCGUCAACGACCUGCUCGUCAAGGCCCUCGCCGUCGCCGCCCGCAAGGUCCCCGCCGCCAACUCGUCGUGGCGCGAAAUCGACGGCAAGAUCGUCAUCCGCACCCACCACACCGUCGACGUCUCCGUCGCCGUCUCCACCCCCGUCGGCCUCAUGACCCCGAUCGUCAAGAACGUCGGCGCCCUCGGCCUCAGCGCCAUCUCGUCCCAGAUCAAGGAUCUCGGCAAGCGCGCCCGCGACGCCAAGCUCAAGCCCGACGAGUACCAGGGCGGCACCAUCACCAUCUCCAACAUGGGCAUGAACCCGGCCGUCGAGCGCUUCACCGCCGUCAUCAACCCGCCCCAGGCCUGCAUCGUCGCCAUCGGCACAACGAAGAAGGUCGCCGUCCCCGCGGAGAACGAGGACGGCUCCGCCGGUGUCGCCUGGGACGACCAGAUUGUCAUCACCGGCUCGUUCGACCACAAGGUCGUCGACGGCGCUGUCGGUGGCGAGUUCAUGAAGGAGCUGAAGAAGGCGAUUGAGAACCCGCUCGAGCUGCUUUUGUAGUGGACGAGUCUCCCGUGAAGAAGAGGAGUGCAUAAGGGGAGGAGGGGGAGGAGGAGGAGUGCAUGCUGUAGAGAGUAGCGAAGACGUGUGUGUGUAACUUUAGGCGAAGCAUCUCUUGUACAAUGACCGACUGUGACUGCAACUGCAACUGCG
Boeremia exigua is the source of this 1766-nucleotide messenger RNA. RefSeq names its product dihydrolipoamide acetyltransferase component of pyruvate dehydrogenase. The record is from RefSeq and is a predicted model, not a curated record. NCBI's taxonomy places the organism in Eukaryota, Fungi, Ascomycota, Dothideomycetes, Pleosporales, Didymellaceae. Gene Ontology annotation, molecular function: dihydrolipoyllysine-residue acetyltransferase activity. The coding region runs from base 168 to 1613 and encodes 481 amino acids. Gene Ontology annotation, cellular component: pyruvate dehydrogenase complex. The transcript has 4 exons. Gene Ontology annotation, biological process: pyruvate decarboxylation to acetyl-CoA.